This is a messenger RNA of Alternaria ethzedia, 3831 nucleotides long. RefSeq lists its product as uncharacterized. Gene Ontology annotation, biological process: RNA 3'-end processing. Gene Ontology annotation, molecular function: nucleotidyltransferase activity. NCBI's taxonomy places the organism in Eukaryota, Fungi, Ascomycota, Dothideomycetes, Pleosporales, Pleosporaceae. The coding region runs from base 1 to 3831 and encodes 1276 amino acids. The record is from RefSeq and is a predicted model, not a curated record. The transcript is spliced from 4 exons.
AUGAGCGACCGCCGCCACAACAACCCACAAUAUCUCUACCUCCAACAUCCCCAGCUCAUUCAUUCCGACCCUCGCCGGACCAAACCCUCCUCGCCCGCCCUCGCUGCCCCCGCCUACUCCCCCCUGCCGCUCCCUCGACACCCACUGCACCCGCACAUCCACUACGCCCACGUGCCGCCCCAGCUGCUGCUGCACCCCUUCCUGCAGCUCGCGCGUAUCGACGAAGUGCAUCCAUCCGCCUCGCACACGCCCUUCCCCGCCGUAAUUGUGUCUCCCCACUCGCUGAGCCCGCCGCCCCAGCGGGACUCAGGCCGCACCCUCUCCAAGAAGCCUCCCGUCAAGACGGCCCAGGCGCACAACAAUACCACAGAUGGGAAUAAGGCUACACAGCGUAGCGUGCCCACCAGCGCGCCCACGAUGACAUCAAACCGUCUGCCAAAUAUGUCGAGCAAACGGGAAGAGGCGGGCGCCCAGACGCGCGCCCAGCGCCCGUCCAUCGUCUCGCAGCACUCCAACUCCGUCCCCUCGACGCCCCUGCAGGUCGCCCGCAAAUACACAACGCGCUCACGCUCCCCGUCGCCAAACGGCGGACUGGGCAGCCAUUCGCCACGCUCCGUCUCGUCCGAAGCAAACGGCACCAUGCCCACGCUGAGACCCGCGCGCCCAUUCAAGUGCAGAUUCGAGACCAACGUCGGUAUGCUGGGCCGGAGACGCAUGCCCUACCAAUCAGACGAGAUACUCGAAAGAGCCCAAGAGGAGCCCAAGAAGAGUCUGGAUCCCCACGAGGAUGACAAGUUGAGCGGAGACAUGCGAGAGCUAUACGACCGGUUAGAGCCGAAACAGGAAGACACCCACAUCCGAGAACGCUUCAUAAAGAAGAUGCAGGGCAUACUCGAAACCGAGUUCCCAGGCACCAAGAUCAUGGUCCACGUCUUUGGCUCCUCUGGCAACAUGUUGUGGACUUCCGAAAGCGAUGUCGACAUUUGCAUUCAAACGCCCAUGAAAAGGCUCGAAGAAAUGCACCCCCUGGCUGAGGCCUUGGACAAACACGGCAUGGAACGUGUGGUAUGCAUACCAGCAGCCAAAGUGCGGAUUGUAAAAGUUUGGGACCCUGAGCUGCAAAUCUCCUGCGACAUCAAUGUGAACAACGUCGCCGCAAUCGAGAACACGCGCAUGAUCAAGACAUACAUCCAGCUCGACGAUCGUGUUCGACCGCUCGCUAUGAUAAUCAAGCACUGGACAAAGCGCCGGAUCCUCAACGAUGCUGGCAUUGGUGGCACAAUUAGCUCGUAUACAUGGAUAUGCUUGAUCCUCAAUUUCCUCCAGACCCGGGAUCCACCGGUCCUCCCUACCCUGCAUGACCUUCCCGAUCGAGCGUUAGACGAGACAACCGGCCAGCCUUCAUUAUCGAGUUUCGCCGACGACGUCGACAGAUUGAGAGGCUACGGAGAUGACAAUAAGGAAAGCUUGGGCCAGUUGCUAUUCCAUUUCUUCCGUCUUUAUGGUCACGAAAUCGACUAUGAGAAAGAAACGAUAUCAGUACGUCAAGGCAAACGGAUACCGAGAGAGGAGAAGGGGUGGCAUCCUGGCGGUGGCCAGAAGGAAGGUGUCAAUCGCCUCUGUGUAGAGGAGCCUUUCAAUACCGAUCGAAACCUUGGAAAUUCCGCGGACGAUUAUGCAUGGCGGGGCAUACACCUGGAGCUCCGCCGCGCUUUCGACCUCCUUGCAGAUGGCCAGCAGCUUGACAAAGCUUGCGAGCAAUUUGAGUAUCCGCCAGAAGAGAAGUCUAACGCGAUCUUCAAGAAGCCGCAAUCCCAGAAAGCCAUCAUUACCUCCAGCGUUCCGAACCGGAACGGACGAGGUGGCCCGAAUUCGAGAGGAGGUAGAGGCGGCUUCAACCUAAAAGGCCAGCAUGGAGGCAGUAGACGAUCUUCCGGCAGCUCCAACUACGGUCAGGGCCGACCACCGUUUCUGCAUAGUCCACCUAUUCCAGCGAGUGCUGGUCCAGAAUACUUCAACUUUCCCCGAGGAAUUCAUGACCAGCUACAUGACCAGCUGUAUCAACAGUACCAGAUGUUGGAAAUGCAAUCGAACUCUCUACGUGCUCAGCUUGCUGCUCAGCAACACGCUCAGCAAGCACAUCAAGUGCGAGCCGCGCAGAUGCACGCUCACGCCGUUGCCCAAGCACAAGCGCAGGGCAGAGCGUCUAACAGCACAAACGGAUCGCCGCAGAAGUCGCCCUAUGUGAAUGGUCGACAAAGUCCUCGUUUGGCUGAGCGUGGGAUACCGCCAAGCGCUCUUCCUCAGGGCUUCCUAUACCAUUAUCCUGGCUUUUUUACUGCUCCCCAAUCGGAUCCCACUGGCUCCCAAGAUGGGUCUCGAACCAAUCCUUCUUCGCCAUCUUUGAGCAACAGCAUACCUGGUGUACACCGAGGAGUGCAUCGCGCUUCGAAUGCGAGCGAAACAAGUUCCCUUCGUUCGCAUUCGCAGCCUCCUCGCAGUGCGGGACAACAGCCUAUCAUCGUGGGAUAUCCACCCGUACCCCAACUCGUUGAUUCUGGAAGCUUUGCUGGCUAUCCUAUCGCACGAUCUUCGCAGGAUCUCUUGAGGCCGCAGAUGACGUCGGAUAUUCCCACAAAACCAAAUCUAUCACAGCCGGAGUCGAUUCCAUCUUCCGAUACCAGUUCGCCUAAGGAAUAUGUUGGCUAUUAUGUUGAGCCACAAGUACGCCCGCGACAAGAGUACUCUGUCCCAUUGAUUCCGUCAUUUAGCGAACUGGCUCAGCGUCGCCGACGCGUAUCGCCAGAGAUCACGCAGCCGCUCCUGAACACUGCGUUACGUCGAGUGACACGGUCUCCUUCUCCGCUCGGACAUAUGCGAAGCUACUCUACUGGCGUGAGUCAGCCGAAUGAGGUGGCCACCCCUGAGCUGCGGAAAUCACGUAUCGACUCCGUCCGUCCACCUGUCGACAACGGUCCAGUCAUUGUCAAUGGCUCAUUUCCAAGCCAGCCUCGUCACAGGAGCGACACGGUCGAAACUGUACCACCGGAUAUGCCAUCUCAAGCUUCACUUGGGCUCUACGCAAAUGACCAGGCCAUACAUCAGAUCCAGCAACUCCAAGCACGUCAGCAACUGGUUCUCCAAGAGAUGGAGAGACAGAAAGCAGUGCAAAACAUGGGGCCUCCCAUUGUUAAUGGCUCCAUGAAUGGCAACCCACCGAUGGAGACAAACGGCUUGACCCUCCCUGGCGAAGGCCAGCCAUCAUUUCCCACGUUUAGUGAAGGCUGGGUGAAUUACGAGACCACAAAUGGCCAUCAAAGCGACCGUAGCGACGACAUCUCACCAACUCGCACUGUUCCUCACCAGUGGGGUACCCCGACUUACACUAACGGUCUGCCUCCCCUGGAAACUUCAAACGCGCAGCGAGCACACCCUCAAGAGAUCAAAUCUGCAACCAUACCACUGCUGUCUCCCGUAUUUGAGACGCGUACGCCUUCCCCUACCGCCAAUAGGUCGCCUGAGUCGAGCAAGCUUGUCAAUGGUAACAACGGUCACAAGUCGCAGGCGAAGUCAAACAAUCAGCAACAUCGGCGUGCGUCGCUCACAGGUGCACCAAAUGGUAACACCAAGGAGAACCGCAACGGGCAGCAGCAGAAGAGCAUUUCAAGCAACGAGAGGAUGAACAAGUCGAAUGCAGCGGGGAACAGUCCCAACUCUUGGCAACAACAGCAACCCCGUAAGAAGGGAAAGAACAAGAAGACAAGGGCGUCGGACCAGAAGGCAUCGGGGGAGCCACUGCCCGUCAAUGCUGCGGAUCGCAAGGGUGGCUAG